Molecule: messenger RNA, 459 nt
Organism: Mandrillus leucophaeus (drill)
Lineage: Eukaryota; Metazoa; Chordata; Mammalia; Primates; Cercopithecidae
Product: immunoglobulin omega chain-like
Exons: 2
Coding region: 1-459 (152 amino acids)
Biological process (GO): immune response; immunoglobulin production
Source: RefSeq, a predicted model, not a curated record
AUGGCCUGGACUCCUCUCCUCCUCCUGCUCCUCUCUCACUGCACAGGUUCCCUCUCCCAGCCUGUGCUGACCCAGCCGGCCUCCCUCUCAGCAUCUCCGGGAGCAUCAGCCAGACUCACCUGCACCUUGAGCAGUGGCAUCAAUGUUGGUAGUUACAGCAUAUACUGGUACCAGCAGAAGCCAGGGAGUCCUCCCCGGUACCUUCUGUACUACUACUCAGACUCAGAUAAGCACCAGGGCUCUGGAGUCCCCAGCCGCUUCUCUGGAUCCAAAGAUGCUUCAGCCAAUGCAGGGCUUUUACUGAUCUCUGGGCUGCAGUCUGAAGAUGAGGCUGACUAUUACUGUGCCAUAUGGCACAGCAGUGCUUCUCACAGUGACACACACACAUGGGGAAGUGGGACAAAAACCUCAGCCUGCUCUCACUCUUGUUCUGUGACAACUUUCAAAUUGAAAAAAUAA